CAUGAAUCGAUCCAAAUGCAGCUUAAUUCGCAUGCAGUGAUAGAAUUGGGUUGGUCUGCGACGUGGUAUAAAGCAGGCGACAUCCCCAACUUCACCGCUUCAAUUACGGAACAUCUCCAUUAACUUCACCCACCAACAACGACAAUGGUUUUUAACAUCAGUUCUGUCCCCGACUUUGACGACCUUCCUGAGGUUAAAGGCAUGCCUAAGGGCUGUGCCUGGGGUGUUUUUGAUCGUGACGGGAAGAAAGAUCAGGUUGGAACGCUGAACUUCCUGACUCCCGAUGUUGUUCGAAAUGCCGCUCUCGAGGUCAAAGAUGGAGUCUCUAUAUCUCUAAACUGGCCGCUCAAUGCCAUGAACAAGCUUAACAUCCCAGGGCGAUUAGCCGCUCAGCACAAGAUCCUCUACAUACCCGAGAGCAUGGCAGCGCUUCCUUUUGAACAGGGCAAAUCAUGGGACGAUGAAUUAUCCUUCAACACGCAGUGUAGCAGUCAAUGGGACAGUCUAUGUCAUUUCCAGCACCAGCAUUCUGGUUUGGCAUACAACGGUGCAAACCCUGAUAAAGAAACCUUGUCAAUUGACUCAACCGAGUCCAACAAUAUGCCAACCCUGGACCAUUGGCACUCCCGAGGCUGCAUUGCCGGUCGAGGCGUAUUGAUCGACUACGCUUCUUAUGCUGAGGAAAAAGGCAUAGAGUUCCACGCCUUUGAUGGGAACCGCAUCACGGUUGAAGAUCUCGAGGCUUGCGCAGCAUAUCAAAAGGUCGACUUCCAACCAGGCGACAUCCUGAUUGUCAGAACAGGCGCAACCGAAGUAGUCGAUAACAUGAACCCUGCUGAUCUGGGUAAAAUGGCCGCUGCGAAACUCACAGGUCUUCACGGCUGCGAAGAAACGGCUCGGUGGUUGUGGAACAAGCGGUUUGCUGCUGCGGCGUCAGACUCGAAUAGUUUCGAAGCGUAUCCCCCAUUGAAACCUGAUGGUUCUAUCGGUGGAAUGAAAGAUCUCGUGCUUCAUAUGUAUUGUUUGAACAUGUUUGGUAUGUCGAUCGGCGAGUUGUGGGACCUGAAGGAGUUGGCGAGGUAUUGUAAGGAGAAGAAGAGGUACUCGUUCAUGAUUACUUCGACUCCUUUGAAUCAGCCUGGGUUGAUUGGAUCGCCUCCGAAUGCUUUGGCUAUUUUCUAGGAGGGUAGUGGUUAUGAGAUGCAUUGGGGGGUUGAAGGUUCAGAGGCACGAAACGCUCAUCCUUUGUACAGAACAACACACGUUCGAUACCAAAAAGACUGGGUGACUUUUCAUUAUACAACUUGAUAUCAGAUAUCCUAAACAAACGUGGGUUACUGUAGUACCUUAGGUAUGUAGGCAAUUACUCAAAAGUACCGGCCCUGAUGCUUUCCAUUCAUCCCAAUCGCUUCUCAAGGC
Molecule: messenger RNA, 1419 nt
Organism: Fusarium oxysporum Fo47
Lineage: Eukaryota; Fungi; Ascomycota; Sordariomycetes; Hypocreales; Nectriaceae
Product: putative cyclase-domain-containing protein
Exons: 3
Coding region: 145-1182 (345 amino acids)
Molecular function (GO): arylformamidase activity
Source: RefSeq, a predicted model, not a curated record